AUGUCGGCGCCCACCUCUGCCACGAGUGAAAUGCCAUCGCGCACAUUCACCAAUCGCUCAGGCGACGAUGAUGCCAUUCCAGGAGAAGACACCUCGGAGGUCACCAGACUCUUUGCAGAGCGGCUACAAGCCUGGAAACAUGCAGUCGGCUACCUUGAAGAUUACAUUACCGCGACCGAAAAGACCAACCAUGCACACGGCAAGGAGUAUGAGCGGGUUUUGAAGACGGUAAAAGACCCACUGAAGGAGGGCCACCACUUUGACCAGUCGCUUGGUGGUGUUGCAGGCAUGUUUGAAAACAUCCGAUCAAACACCCAGGGAAUCUCCAAUCAACACUAUGAGACAGCCAAGCAACUCAAGAGUGCCAUCCUCCCUAUCUUCGAGCGUCUACACAGCGAAAUCAAGAACAAGAGCAAGGAGCUGACAAAGGGCGCUGGCAAAGGCAGCAAGGCAGUCGACAAGGCUCGCCUGCUCACUCAGAAGCACAUCGAGCUUCUCGGACAACAUGCUGCCGCAUUUGACUCGCAUAGUGGCAGUCAGAUGAAGGCUACCGACGACCCCUACAUUCUAAAACGUGGGAUCAACCACCGUCUGUACAAGCAGGUCCAGGAAGAAAACAACAACCGACAAGACCUCAUCGCUGUGCAAAACUCAUUCGCACAGUUUGAAGCCCACAUCAUCCAGGAGAUUCAACAUGGUAUGGGCCAAUUCCUGCAAGUGGUCACCACACAGGCCGAGCACACUAAAGCGGCGUACGGAGACAUGGUUGGCACGUCUCAGCGCAUUCCUCUCGACUUUGAAUGGAACGGCUUCAUCCAGCGCAACAACAACGUUCUCAUCGACCCCUCUGCUCCUGCACGAACUCUGGCAGACAUCACCUUCCCCAAUCAACACCACAACGCGACUAAGCCUCUAAUUUCAGGCUCACUCGAAAAGAGGGGCAAGAUUAUGCGCUCCUAUGAUACAAACUACUAUGUUGUGACGCCAUCCAAGUUCCUGCACGAGUUCAAGACGGACGAUGACUUUGCCAAGGAUCCCACUCCAGAAUUAUCUCUGUAUCUUCCUGACUGUAUUGUUGGUGCAGUCAAUGGCCAGAAGUUCAACGUAAAGGGCAAAGAUGUGUCAAAGGGCAAGAUUGGUGGAGCCUUCUCCAUGACGCACGAGGUGGGAUUCAAGGCACACACGCCACAGGCUGCACAACAGUGGUGGGAGGUAAUUCGCCAGGCUGCGGGUACGGUUACUGCUGAGGCGCCUGACGCCAGCGUACCUACUAGCCCCAUUUCACCAGUCGACAAGCAACCUGCUCCCCUUCAUACACAGGGACUGGAAAAGACUGGAUCCGCUCCAGGCUCUGCUGUGCCUGCUAGCGCCACAACUCCCGCGCCUGCUGCGACAGUCAAGAAUUAG
Bipolaris maydis ATCC 48331 is the source of this 1407-nucleotide messenger RNA. RefSeq lists its product as uncharacterized. Lineage: Eukaryota; Fungi; Ascomycota; Dothideomycetes; Pleosporales; Pleosporaceae. The record is from RefSeq and is a predicted model, not a curated record.